Messenger RNA from Papilio polytes (common Mormon), 4918 nucleotides. RefSeq lists its product as uncharacterized. Lineage: Eukaryota; Metazoa; Arthropoda; Insecta; Lepidoptera; Papilionidae. Gene Ontology annotation, biological process: regulation of small GTPase mediated signal transduction; activation of GTPase activity. Gene Ontology annotation, cellular component: cytoplasm. The coding region runs from base 41 to 4483 and encodes 1480 amino acids. The record is from RefSeq and is a predicted model, not a curated record. The transcript is spliced from 18 exons. Gene Ontology annotation, molecular function: protein binding; GTPase activator activity.
CCCGAGUUAGCGCCCCGCCCCCAAUGCCCCGGCUUUCGUCAUGCCUCAAUCCCCUUCACCUCGGCUGCGUCAUUACAGGACGAUGACCGCAAUAUGUUUCGUAUGCAACUUGCCGAUUCUGUCCCAUCAAGUGGGACUGGUGUGGGCCGGAGGAAACGGCUGGGACGAACUGACGCGCUCUACGCUAGAAGAAUCCACUCUGAGGCAACGGCUGGGCAGCCGCAGGGACUCCGCCGCUCAAGUCUCCUGCCUGUCACCGCCAGAACCAGAUGUCUCCGAUCAACCACGAGGUGGACCCCGGCGUCGCCGGUCUUCGCUAGCUCAACUCACAGAUAUAUUGCGCGAGUGGGGCGGCGGCGGCAGCCAGCCGCGCCGUCAGAGAGCACCUCUGUCUAGACGUGAAACCCUCGCAGAUUUAGCGCGAUCUCUGCCAUGGGCCCGACAUGAGCCUCCACCUCGACGCCGAAGAGACUCUUCGGCGGACUCUGGGAUAAAAUCCAUGGCGUCGAAACGCCGUGAUUCUAAAGCUACACCACAAGAUUUUCGUGCAGAUUUUCCACCAUCAUGGGAACGGAAAGACUCUACAACUAUCGUACCUUCAAGAGAUCGCCGCUUUAAGAGACGUAGCUCCGGCGAUGAAAAGGACCGCAGAGAUUCAGUAGAUGGGCAUCGUCACCAUAGACGUGACUCUGUGGCGGUACCGCCGCCACGUAUAAUAGCAACUCAUAAAAAGCGACGAGCCUCUCCUCCUACCCCCGCGCCGCCAUCCUUCGUGGACGCAUCCUCUGACCCUGGACCCUCAACGCACCUACCGUCAGUAACUAUAGUCGCUGUUCAUGAACCCAGUCGUUCGGACGGUGAAUGCCAGCCGAUGACAAUGCCGACCAUCAUUACGUCCGCUGUAACACCAUCGCCGACGUCACCGACAACACCGGCGGGUCGAAGAGAUUCGACAACGCAAUGUGGACGAGCUCGUAGAGAUUCUCGAGCGGCGGCAAGUCCAGAACGAAGACUGGGCCGUCUGCAGAGGCAGGCGACCGCUUUCGAUGAUCCUAGUGGUCCGCCGGGUACCAGACGUCGUGAUUCAGGUCCUUCUUUGGGCCCCGAUGACGAAGGACGCGCGAGAAGAGAUUCUUUGAGCCCAGAUUCGGCGGCACGCCCUCGUAGAGAACGCAAUCAACUCAGCCCCGACCGGGCCGGGGGUGGUGAGCUGAGUCCGUCUGCGGCUCGCCGUCGUAGCCGCCUCCGGAGGCAGGCAUCAUGCGCCCGCAUGGGCCGCGCACGCAGCCCUGAGUCCAGCUCGUGCUCAAGCCGAGACCCCAGCCCGUGCGCUCGCCCUCCAGAACGAACGAUAUUCCGAAGGCAAUCGACUACGGAGGAAAUAUUAAUAGCUCGCGGCUUCCGCCGGCAAUCGACCACCGAAGAAAUGAUACGUUGCCGUAACUUCAGACGUCAAAGUUCUCAGAGCGACGACGCGUGCAUGCGCGCUCGGGGCCGCCGCGACUCCUCCACGCAGAUACUGGACGGCACCAUCGGCACCAUGACCGUCGAGACUACGAGUACGUUCUUCGAUUCGAGUACACAGACAGGUCAGUACUUUACUAUUAAUUCUAUUCACAAUAAUACUUAUUGUACUCGUAUUGUAUGUCAACAGAAACGUGCUCGUCGAUUCAAGAAUCAGAUCCUGUGCGACCUACACUUCGCGGACGUCGCGCUCAUGGAGUGCAGCGACUUUAUGCAACAACUGCGCAGCUUCAAACCACAAUCGCUGGGCUGCGCCGUCGCCAGGCGCAAGUCCUCCACCACGCUCAUAUUUCCGCUGCCGCCUCAAGCUUGCUCAGAUGAAUUCUGCGAGGAGUAUCCGCACAGCCUGAUCCCGACGCCGGGCUACUGGAUUGAGUGUUCGCGGCAGAAGAUUGCCACAGACACUAUCUGGGACGAGUCGGAGUCGGAACACGAUAGCCCGGAUCAGAACAACGAAACUGAACGUCGUAGAACAUCAGGAUCGCUGGACGAAGCUGCAGAAGAUAGCAGCGACAAUGGCGGCAGCACGCCUAAGAAGAAAACCGCGAUUGAAGAACAAUGGGAGAGAUCUGGCGGAUUCGAACUCACGUCGGUAGAACAGGAGACAUACGAAAAGUACUUCUAUGGCACAGAACAUUGGAACUAUUUCACCAAUGAUGAAGAUCUCGGACCAGUUAUAUUGUCUAUCAAGCAAGAAACAUUGAACUCUCGUGAUCAAUUCAGAAUCUUGGUGCGCGCUAUAAGCUACACUGUGCACGGUCUGAUCCCGGCAUCAUGCGUGUUCGCGGACCGCUACAACCGCGAGGAGGUUGUGCGAUCGCUGGGAAAGGAGGUCAACAUCAACCCUCCGCUUAUGCUAGGCCAACUGCCUGACACACCAGAGGAACUGCUCAAGCUCGACCAGGUCUUCAUAAAAUCGGAACUAAAAGUGGGUGUGAUCUAUGUCAAAGAAAAUCAGUACACGGAGGAAGAAAUAUUGGACAAUAACGAGAACUCUCCUAUGUUCGAAGAAUUCCUACAAGUAUUAGGAGAGAAAGUUCGCUUAAAAGGGUUCGACAAAUACAAAGGCGGUCUAGACACGGUGCACGAUCUGACUGGUUUGUACUCGGUGUACACCAACUGGCGUGGCAUUGAGAUCAUGUUCCACGUGUCUACACUGCUGCCGUAUGAGCGACAUGACCCGCAGAAGCUGCAAAGAAAGCGGCACAUCGGGAAUGAUAUUGUUUGCGUCGUGUUCUUAGAAGCUGACAAUACUGCCUUCUCCCCAGCUUGUAUCAAGAGUCACUUCUUACACACUUUUAUUUUAGUGAGAGUAUCGGCAAAGAUCAAGAGGCGUCCGACGCGGUAUGAAGUGUCGGUCGUUACGCGGGAUGAGGUCGGCGCAUACAAGCCCUAUUUGUGGGAGCAGAGUGUGUUUGACAAGGGCCCUAUGUUCAGGGAAUGGCUCCUAACAAAGAUAGUGAACGGCGAGCGUGCUUCGUACUCUGCGCCGAAGUUCGCACGCAUGCAGGAGCGCACGCGCAGUCAGAUGCUGGAGGAUAUUGUAGCUAACCUGCAGAACCACGCCGAGACCGGACAGAUACCCAAACCAUACAGGAGAGGUUCAUGGCGACCAAUAGGUCAUAUGCGACCUUCGUCUCCUCUACUGGAUUCCGUCAGAGAUCAGUUCGAGGACUACGACCAGCUGGCGAAGGACUUUACUCGCGUGUUCCUCAACAACGAGCUGAACAUCGCGCAGAACGCGCAGCUGUUUGACGUCGUCUUCCUUGUCGGACAGUCCAAGCAGAAGACCAAGUUUAUCGGAGUUCGUGCUAUACUGGGCGUGAGAAGUCGGGUAUUCCAAGAGAUGUUGUACGGAAUUCAGACUGGGUUCGGUUCCCCGCAAGUGCCGGUGGCGGAGCUGUUGGCCCGUCCAGCGCCCACGCUGCUAUCACCUACACCCGCGCGACAGAAGAGCAGCAACUUCCUACAAGUCCCUGAUAUUGAGUCACCAAGACCGAAAAGCGUGCCCAGUUCCCCGAUGGUGAAACGCGCGUUCUCGCGGCUGGGCACGAUCACAGCGGGCUGGGGCCGCUCCAUCCGUAAACAGCACUCACAACUCAAUGCUGACGACAAGAAGAAAUGGGCUAGCUCACAGGACUGCUCCAAUAAGGAGAGUAAAGAUAAGGAGAAAGAAAAGAAUGCGGCGUUAGCAGUGCCAAGACUGUCGGUGUGCGCGGACGCACAAAAAGUCGACCGCGCCAAGCUCGCUCAAACCGAGUUCUCCAUAAUAGAAUUCGAUCCAGAAACAUUCCGCAUACUGCUUGACUAUCUGCACACGGGCAGCUGUCCUCUGACCUGUGCCUCUAUACCCGGCCUCAUCUGUGCCGCGGAGCACUACGACCUGCCUGAACUGCUGCAGGCUUGCUUCCACCACGCCAAACAAUUCCUUAGGAUAGAAGUCGUUUGUACGAUGUUGAUAUCUUUGGAAAAUUAUUACUGGCGUUACACAUCAGCAUCUGAACUGGUCAACAUGAUAUUGGCGUUCAUCGAACAAAGAGCCUACGCCUUGUUCCAAACAUCUGAAUUUCUAAAUCUAUCCGAAUCUAUGGUCCAAAUGAUCAUGUGCCGAAACCUCGAAGUACCGGAGGUUAGAAAAUUUGAAGCAAUGCUGAGUUGGGCGAGAAAUAAAAUCAAAUCCAAAUCCGCAAACAAGACUGACGCCAAAAAUGAAUUUAAAACCAUCAUGGAGAGGUUAGCUAGAGAUCUAAAACUUUACAGGAUCUCACCGCAGGAAUUGAUAAAAGUGGUUCUACCGUCGAAGGCGAUAAAGAACGAACGUAUUUUGGAAACAUUGAUGUACCAAGCGAAUUCGGGAAUGUACAGGAUUCAGGACAGUUAUAUAGAGGCGUGCCAACAGCGCUUACAGAAACAAGACUCGAGAUUCUCCGAGUUUGAAAGUUUUGACUAUGGAAUUUAAAGCUGUGAGAUACCAGAGUAUUAGAUAUAUGACAAGAGAUCGGAUCGGAUUCUUAUAUUGCAGUACGUUGACGCGUUGGAAAGUAUUAUUGUUAUAUGUAUGUAGUAGAGGUGCGAGAAAUAUUUGUACACUUCUCGGAUACCUAAUCCUUGUUGUUGUUCAUUGAUACCUAUAUAUUUUUUACAUCUAGCUAGACGUGUUCAGUAUAAUCAUCUCUAUUUUUGGUACUGAAAUUUGCGAUAAUGUGUACUUAGUCUGGCGGAUGUAUUGACCCGUAGCUGUUUGUACCUUGAUGUAUAGUCGCCGUUACAUUGUGAUCCAAGUUAUAAAGAUUUAAGAAAGACUUGUGUAUCAUAACUGGUUAAUAUGAGUGUUAAUAUAAUUGUUUUCUUAUGAAAGAGAUUUUUGUUUAAAUACACUUCUAUUAAAAUUAUA